GUUUAUCCUUUAUCAAAUCUGCAUUCUAGAAACUCUACGUUUUCAAAUAAUUUUAUCACAUGUACGACUUUUGAGUUUUGAUACAAGACUUUUCUUUGCAAUGUGAAGUAAAAAAGUGAAGUAACAGAAAAUAAAAAAGUGUUGUUAGUGAAGUAAUGUUGCCGAUGCAGCUUCACCUACCUCUAUCUUCUAUCUCACUUAUAUGAAUGAUUCAACUCAACUCACUCUAGCGAAGCGAAAAGAAGAGUAACCUAAUCCCAAAUCAGAAAUCAGAAAUCAUCAUCAUGUCUUUGUCGGCAUCGGAGAUCGCUCGGAAGCUGAAUCUGCAACCUCAUCCAGAAGGUGGCUUUUACGCCGAAACAUUCCGAGAUCACUCCGUUCAACUUUCCACUUCUCAACUUCCCUCUGAAUAUAAAGUUGAUCGUCCUGUAUCCACUUGCAUAUAUUUUCUUCUUCCAUCUGGUAACAUGUCCCGCCUUCAUCGUAUCCCUUGUUCCGAAGUCUGGCAUCAUUACAUCGGAGAACCUAUCACCGUGGUGGAAUUGAAUGAGAAAGAUUCAAGUGUUAAGUUUACCACUCUUGGAUCCGAUCUGACCAAGGAUCAAACACCGCAAUACACGGUGCCUCCCAACGUUUGGUUUGGUUCUUUUCCGACCAAUGAUUUUACUGUCUCUGCAGAUGGGCCAUUUGUGAAGGCUCCUGAAAGAGAUAGUGAGACUCACUACUCUCUUGUAGGAUGCACUUGUGCACCUGGUUUUCAGUUCCAGGAUUUUGAACUUGCUAAACGUUCUUAUCUCGUUUCACGUUUUCCUCAAUUGGAGUCUCUCGUUACUACUCUCACAUUUCCUGAGUAAUACCGCUGCUCGCGGUCUUCUUUGUAUGCAGUGUUAGAGCGUCUCUACUGUAUGAUCUAAAUACAUGGUUCUUAAAUAGAAAUAAUGAGUUUUUAUGUUAAAAUGUGUCAGAUGUAAUAUCUUUUGAAUUACUUUCCAGUAAAUUAUUAUUUCAUGUUAGCAAGUGAGGAGCGGCAACGCCGCGACUCCCGUGCGGACGCACGGGUGUCCAGCUAGUAGUAUCUCAAAUAGAACAUGUUCUUGAAGUAUUCUUAAUAUUACCGCGUCUGUUUUUCAGUAAAAGUUGUUCUUAAAUCUUAAUUUCAUCUCAUUUGAGUGAAGUAUUCUUAUCAAAUGUGGUAAGACUCGAUCCACCUAUUUAGUAAUCUUAACUUUCUUGUAUUAGAGAUGCUCUUAAACAGUGAUUGCUUGCUUGCUU
Molecule: messenger RNA, 1272 nt
Organism: Trifolium pratense (red clover)
Lineage: Eukaryota; Viridiplantae; Streptophyta; Magnoliopsida; Fabales; Fabaceae
Exons: 3
Coding region: 285-854 (189 amino acids)
Cellular component (GO): intracellular anatomical structure
Source: RefSeq, a predicted model, not a curated record